AUGGAUGAGGAUCUUCUGGGAGUUCUCAUUGUGCUCGGGAUCCUCGGAGUCGGAGGAGUCGGCGCGGUGAUUUUGCUUGUUUUGUAUGCCGAGCCGGUGCGAAAAUUUUUGCGCUUUCGAAAACACGACGAAGAAGACCCAGAAAAGGGCGAGGAAACUCCACAACAAAGAAAAAAGACGAUAAAGAGGACACACAUCGUUGUGGCACAGGGGAAAAAUGUUUUUGAAAUUGAUGAAGUGAACAAAUCCGUGAGAAAAGUGACGGCACCGGCGAGAAAACUGACUGUUGCCGUUCAUCCAAUGUCCAACACUGGGUCAACGUCUCUCCCGAGUUCACCGAUGAAAAAAGAGGCACCCGUGAACAUUGCCGAUUUAGAGCACGGAAAAGUGGAGAGAACCUGUUCUGCGCCAGCCCAUGAGCCAAUGGAUAACGCGAGUUCGGUUUCGGGUUCGGGAUUGUCGAGUAAAAGAGGGAUCUUGAGACCUCUUGUACAUCAUCAACAAUCCCAACAAACGAACCAUCCACCGAGAAAACAAACCGUUCUCAUCAUCAGUGAAGGGAAUCGUUAUCGGAAAUUCACCUCAAACACGCCCUCGUUGCCGAACUCGCCCGAAACCGAGGUGAACUAUUUGCCCGGCUACCGUCCACCAUCGGAUCGACGAAGUAGCUGUUCU
Molecule: messenger RNA, 675 nt
Organism: Mesorhabditis belari
Lineage: Eukaryota; Metazoa; Nematoda; Chromadorea; Rhabditida; Rhabditidae
Source: the annotation of a GenBank genome assembly